GCUUCAACAGCAAUUGGCAAGCUGACAAAAGCGCCAACAGCGCCAGAGCAACCAAAGCAGCCAAAGCAAUGCCAAGCGCCAAAACCUGCUCGGACAGUGUAAUUACUCGCAAUCUUAUCAAUGCCAGCGCGCGCGCCUCCGCUGCUCUGUCUGUUUAUAAGAGCCGAGGCACUCGAAAGCCACCCACAUCACUCACUCGACCCUGCACUCAGCGGCCACAACAUGUACGCAUUGGCACCGACUAUCACGCUCAUUGCUAUGAACAGCGCAUGCAACAUGCAGGGGCAGCAACAACAGCAGCCGGGACGCAUGCAGCAGAUGCAGAUGCAGCUGCAGCAGCAGCGCCAACGCGAGCUGCAGCUGGCGAAAACUGAGCGAAAGCAACGGCAGCAGGCAAAGCAGCAGCUGAAAGAAAACACCAAGAAAACACAUAGAAAGUGGUACAAGAAACUGUUGAAAGGGCACGAGAAAAAAGAAUCCGACAUGGAAAAUGCAGAGGACAAGACACUGCCAAUUAAAGAAGGAAGCGAAAGAAAAUUAUUCAUGCCUGAUUAAUGAUGAAUAAAGAUU
Messenger RNA from Drosophila arizonae, 570 nucleotides. RefSeq lists its product as uncharacterized. NCBI's taxonomy places the organism in Eukaryota, Metazoa, Arthropoda, Insecta, Diptera, Drosophilidae. The record is from RefSeq and is a predicted model, not a curated record.